Tetrapisispora phaffii CBS 4417 is the source of this 1239-nucleotide messenger RNA. Its product is annotated as SWIRM domain-containing protein. The record is from RefSeq and is a predicted model, not a curated record. Gene Ontology annotation, molecular function: chromatin binding; protein binding; transcription coactivator activity. Gene Ontology annotation, biological process: chromatin remodeling; regulation of transcription by RNA polymerase II. The transcript has a single exon. The coding region runs from base 1 to 1239 and encodes 412 amino acids. Gene Ontology annotation, cellular component: SAGA-type complex; nucleus. Lineage: Eukaryota; Fungi; Ascomycota; Saccharomycetes; Saccharomycetales; Saccharomycetaceae.
AUGAAUCUAUAUUCUCCACAACUGGAGCAUUCUCAGCUGAACGCUAUCAAUCCAAGGCUGGGCCCUGUCCCGCAUCCUCCUGCCGUUCAAAACUCGAAAUCGGACGUCACCCCGCGUUUCGGCGUAGGCUACGGCCUGCCCGUCCCAAGCAUCCUGGUAAACUCCUAUAACCAAGCUGCUCCAGAGGAGCGCUCCGUUCCCUCCCCGCCAUUGUCCCCGAAGAUUGCUCCAGUCUCGUACAACGGCCCAAAAGUCACUCUCCCCAGCAUCGCAGGCUUGAUCAGCAAGCACCCCCUGGAUGAGGAAGAAGCAAUCAGAGUCAGGCAAAGCUGGCCAGUCGGCAUGACUGUGAAGGACUACACUGGAAAUAACAUGAGAUUCCUAUCAGAAUACUCGGUGUUCAAAGACAGGUCCCCAAGGUACCCACAGACUUACACUUCCCCACAUUCAUACUACCAUGGCUCCUUACCACCUGUCUGUUACGGAAAUGCCAUGAACGAUGCUAAUCAUGCAAGGUUUAGGUCUCCAAAGCGUAUCCUGGACUCGCAGUUCAACAGGGAAAGGGCUUUCAACCGCACAAAUAGGAAAUACACCGCAGUUGUCAGAGACAAUAAUAGUUACAGUUACACUUCCCCUCCAACUUACACAACCAAUAAUUCAAGUUACGUGUACGGUGGCGGUUACCAACAAAUAUCCUCGUCCCCAGCAAGGCCACACAUCCAACAACAACAGCAUAAACGUCAACAUGCGAAAACCGCAGGUCAGAACUCUUCAUCUACAGCCAAUCGCCGUUUCGAAAGGAAGGCUAAUCCAGCCACAAUACCUCCUUUGGCUUCCGCGGCAAUUGUCAGCAAAGCACCACAAUACGUACCACAAAUAUCCUGGCAGCAAUUGCCAGACUAUUCCCCUCCAUUAUCCACGAUCCCUGAUAACAAAUACUGCAUGAAGAUAGAAUGGAAAGGAUCCCAAAUGGACUUGUCCAACGAUCCACUGCGUGAUCAGUUACAUCCAGCUGAGUUGGUCCUAGCACAGAUUCUACGAUUACCUUGCGAUCUGUACCUGGAUUCAAAGAGAAGGUUUUUUUUGGAGAAAGUCUAUAGAGUCAAGAACGGUAAAACUUUUAGAAGAACUGACGCACAGAAGGCGUGUAGAAUUGAUGUUAAUAAAGCAUCAAGAUUGUUUCAGGCUUUUGAAAAAAUUGGCUGGUUGGAUGAUAAGUACUUCAAAGGAGUAGUAUAA